GAACGAGCGUCGAGGGUAGAAAGAACUUCUUUCGCACGGCAGGGAAUGUUGUCAAGGCGCGUGCGUGUUGUGUGGGAUGAAUGUCGGGUUUUCGGGCGUGAGUUUUUUAACACGGCCGGAAGUGUCCAGAGAGACCUGAGCGGAGCGUUCAAUUUCUCUUUCCCCUCACUCACGGCGGGCGCUAUGGAGCCGGGAGCUUGAGGGCGUAGCGGCUGCCUUUACCCCAGACAUGUCAGCCGGUCGUCUCGGUGCAGUCUACUCUGCAGUAUAAAGGCAUUAUGUACUCAGAGUGGAGGUCUCUACACCUUGUAAUUCAAAAUGAUAAAGGUCAUACUAGCGUACUUCAUAGUUAUCCUGACAAUGUGGGAAGAGAGGUGGCAAAUGCUGUUGUUCGUCCCCUUGGCCAAAUCUUGAAUUCUUCAUCAACGGCUGGAAAUGAAAGUUUACUAAAAACUGACAAAGAAGUAAAAUGGACAAUGGAGGUGGUUUGCUAUGGGCUGACUCUCCCUUUGGAUGGUGAGACAGUGAAACACUGUGUUGAUGUAUAUACAGAUUGGAUUAUGGCUCUGGUUUUACCUAAGGAUACAAUUCCUCCACCUGUUAUUAAAGAGCCAAAUCUUUAUGUUCAGAGCAUACUCAAACAUCUACAGAACCUCUUUGUACCUAGGCAGGAUCAAGGUUCCAGUCAGAUUAAAUUGUGUUUGCAAGUUUUGAAAGCUGUCCAGAAAUUGGCUCAUGAAUCAACCAUUAUGGCUAGAGAAACAUGGGAAGUUUUAUUAUUGUUUCUACUACAGAUUAAUGAUACUCUACUGGCACCUCCAACAGUACAAGGUGGUAUUGCUGAGAAUCUGGCUGAAAAACUGAUUGGUGUGUUGUUUGAAGUCUGGUUGCUAGCCUGUUCUCGGUGUUUUCCCACACCACCUUACUGGAAAACUGCCAAAGAGAUGGUAGCAAAUUGGAGGCAUCAUUCUGCAGUGGUAGAGCAGUGGAGUAAAGUCAUAUGUGCACUUACUGCUAGAUUGUUGCGUUUUACAUAUGGACCUUCAUUUCCACCGUUUAAAAUUCCUGAUGAGGAUGCAAACUUGAUACCUCCUGAAAUGGAUAAUGAAUGUGUUGCCCAGACUUGGUUUCGCUUUUUACAUAUGCUGAGCAAUCCUGUGGAUUUGAGUAAUCCAGCGAUAAUAAGCUCUACCCCCAAAUUUCAGGAACAGUUUCUAAAUGUGAGUGGCAUGGCUCAGGAAUUGAAUCAGUAUCCCUGCCUUAAACAUCUGCCUCAAAUAUUCUUUCGUGCUAUGCGUGGGAUCAGUUGUCUAGUGGACGCAUUUCUAGGAGUUGCUGCAUUUACAACCAGUGGGUGUGAAAGAUUACCCAGAUAUGGUAUUUCAAGGCCUCGCGCUGACAGUGCUCCACCUACACCAGUAAAUAGAUUGAGCAUGCCUCAAACUGCAGCUGUUAAUACAACCCCACCUCAUAAUCGGAGACAUCGUGCUGUAACUGUGAAUAAGCCAACAAUGAAAAACAGCACAGCUAACACCGCUCAUGCUUCCAAACACCAGCCAUCUUCUACUUCUCCGCUGUCUAGCCCAAACCAGACCAGUUCUGAACCUCGACCGUUACCUGCUCCUCACAGGCCAAAAGUUAAUAGUAUCUUGAACCUCUUUGGAUCGUGGCUGUUUGAUGCAGCCUUUGUUCAUUGUAAGCUUCAUAAUGGCAUAAACAGAGACAGCAGUAUGACUGCUAUAGCAACACAAGCUAAUAUGGAAUUUCGCCGGAAAGGUUCACAAAUGUCUGCAGAGACUAUGGCUUCCAAUCCUAUGUUUGAUGCAGGGGAAUUUUCUGACAACUAUGAAUCUGGCAGAGCAGAGGCAUGUGGAACACUUUGUAGAAUAUUUUGUAGCAAGAAAACUGGAGAAGAUAUACUGCCAGCCUACUUAUCCCGGUUUUACAUGCUUUUAAUUCAGGGACUGCAGAUAGCUGAUUCUAUUUGCCACCCAGUUCUAGCUAGUGUCAUCUUAAACUCUCCUGCCUUGUUUUGCUGUGACCUGAAGGGGAUUGAUGUCUUGGUUCCUUACUUCAUUUCAGCACUUGAAACUAUCUUACCUGACAGGGAACUAUCAAAAUUUAAAACAUAUGUGAAUCCCACGGAACUAAGAAGGGCCUCUAUCAAUAUUUUACUCUCCUUGUUGCCUCUUCCCCAUCAUUUUGGAACAAUCAAAUCAGAGGUUGUUCUGGAAGGAAAAUUCAGCAAUGAUGAAAGUUCAUCCUAUGAUAAACCAGUAACCUUCCUUUCUUUGAAGCUGAGACUUGUGAACAUAUUAAUUGGAGCAUUGCAGACAGAAACAGACCCCAACAACACACAGAUGAUUCUAGGUGCGAUGUUGAACAUUGUGCAAGAUUCAGCACUUCUAGAAGCCAUUGGUUGCCAGAUGGAAACGAAUGGUGGUGAGAAUAUUGUCUUGAAAAGCCACAGUCGCACUAACAGUGGCAUUAGCACGGCAAGUGGAGGAAGCACAGAACCCACAACUCCUGACAGUGAGAGACCUGCACAAGCUCUGCUAAGAGAUUAUGCUCUUCAUACAGAUACUGCAGCUGGGCUCCUGAUCCGUAGCAUUCAUUUGGUAACACAAAGGCUCAACGCACAGUGGAGACAGGAAAUGAGCAUCUCGCUAGCUGCAUUAGAGCUACUCUCGGGUCUGGCAAAGGUGAAGGUUGGUGUUGACUCUUCUGAUAGGAAGAGAGCAAUUAGCUCUGUGUGCUGUUACAUUGUGUACCAGUGUAGUCGUCCAGCUCCUCUCCAUUCUAGAGAUCUCCAUUCCAUGAUAGUAGCAGCAUUUCAGUGUCUCUGUGUGUGGCUCACUGAACAUCCAGACAUUCUUGAUGAAAAGGAUUGUUUAAAAGAAGUAUUGGAGAUUGUGGAACUGGGUAUCUCAGGAAGUAAAUCCAGAAGUAGUGAACAAGAAAUUAAGUACAAAGGAGAUAAAGAGCCAAAUCCUGCUUCCAUGAGAGUGAAGGAUGCAGCUGAAGCUACCCUCACAUGCAUCAUGCAAGUUCUUGGAGCUUUUCCUUCACCCAGUGGUCCUGCUUCCCCUUGCAGCUUAGUAAAUGAGAUCACCUUAAUUAAAUAUGCUCGUCUGCCUUCUAUAAACAAAUACAGCUUCCGUUACUUUGUCCUGGAUAACAGUGUCAUCCUUGCAAUGUUAGAGCAGCCUUUAGGGAAUGAGCAAAAUGACUUUUUUCCUUCAGUCACCAUUCUGAUCCGUGGGAUGUCUGGAAGGCAUGCAUGGGCACAACAACUUUGCCUUUUGCCAAGAGGAGCCAAAUCAAAUCAAAAGUUGUUUGUCCCAGAACCUCGUCCCACACCUAAAAAUGAUGUUGGAUUCAAAUACAGUGUGAAACACCGGCCAUUUCCUGAGGAAGUGGACAAAAUUCCUUUUGUGAAAGCAGACCUGAGCAUUCCAGACUUGCAUGAGAUAGUUACUGAGGAACUGGAAGAACGUCAUGAGAAGCUGAGAAGUGGAAUGGACCAGCAAGUUCUUUAUGAGAAAUCUAUAGAUCAGCAAAUGGAAGAAGAAUGGAGGAAGAAAAACUUCCCUGAUCCAGUCACAGAGUGUAAGCCGCCACCUCCUGCACAGGAGUUCCAAACAGCACGCCUCUUCCUUUCUCACUUCGGAUUUCUAUCACUAGAAGCAUUGAAGGAACCUGCUAAUAGCAGACUACCUCCUCACCUGAUUGCACUUGAUUCUUCUCUGCCUGGGUUUUUUGAUGAUAUUGGUUAUCUGGACUUGCUGCCAUGUCGUCCUUUUGAUACUGUUUUCAUUUUCUACAUGAAGGCAGGCCAAAAAACAAGCCAAGAAAUUUUGAAGAACGUAGAGUCUUCCAGAAAUGUUCAACCUCAUUUCCUAGAGUUCUUGCUAUCUCUUGGAUGGUCCGUUGAUGUGGGCAAGCACCCUGGAUGGACAGGGCAUGUUUCAACUAGCUGGUCCAUUAACAGCUUCUGUGAUGAGGAGGGGUCAGAGCAAGAUGAAGUAAUCUGUUCAGAAGACAUGGGAGCAAGUAUUUUCAAUGGGCAAAGGAAAGCAUUGUAUUACGCAGAUGCUCUUACAGAAAUAGCUUUUGUUGUUCCUUCGCCUGUGGAGUCCUUAACAGAUUCAUUGGAAAGCAAUGUCUCAGACCAAGAAAGUGAUUCUAACAUGGAUCUCCUACCUGGGAUACUAAAGCAGCAAGCACUGACACUUGAGCUGUUUCCCAAUCAUACAGACAAUCUUAGUACUUCACAGAGGCUCAGUCCAACUUCCAGAUCAAAGAAGCUGCCACAAGGUCGGGCCGUUCCCCCAAUGGGACCUGAAACCAAGGUGUAUGUGGUUUGGGUUGAACGUUAUGAUGAUAUAGAGAAUUUCCCUCUCUCUGACUUGGUUUCAGAGACUAGCACUGGAGUAGAAACUACAACAAAUAGCAACACUUCACUGAGGUCUGCUACUCCUGAAAAAGAAGUGCCAGUGAUUUUCAUCCAUCCCCUCAAUACUGGAUUAUUCAGGGUAAAAGUACAAGGAGCUACUGGAAAAUUCAAUAUGGUUAUCCCUCUAGUGGAUGGCAUGAUAGUUAGCAGGAGAGCUCUAGGAUUCUUAGUGAGACAGACAGUAAUAAAUAUUUGUCGAAGAAAAAGGUUGGAAAGUGACUCAUACAAUCCCCCUCAUGUACGUCGAAAACAGAAAAUAGCUGACAUUGUCAAUAAAUACAGAAACAAACAGCUGGAACCAGAGUUUUAUACCUCUCUUUUUCAAGAGGUUGGACUUAAAAACUGUAAUCCUUAGACCAGGACUUUCUUUGAACAAUUAAAUUGCAGCUUGGUGUCUGCAACAAUGAAAUAUAAUCUUCCCACUUGUCGACCUCUGGUGUAAACCACAUUCUGAGCAUGACUUCUGCUUCUACUCAAGAAAAUAAAGAGGACUUGCCUUUGGCUCCAGUCCUGCAGUUUUUCUGAGCACAUCAUCACACCUUCAGAUGCUGCAGAGGGACAAGCUUUGAUAAUGAAUAAUUAUUUAUUAAUAGACAAUAUAAUGGAUGUAUAGCAAAUAGAAGGUUAACUACACUUCUCAUGAUUUUCCAUGUUCACAAAAAAAAAAAAAAAGCCAGAUUCUGAGCAUAGAGUUAACACCUGAAGUUUCAUAUUUGGUUUCUCUACCAGAUUAGACUCAAGGGCAAAUUAUUUUAGAUAAAUUAUUUUUGUGUCUGGCUGCUUGGUUUGCUUUUUCCUUUACAAGCAGGUUGGAUACAUGAUUUUAUUUAACAUCUAACCAGAAAAUUCUGUUUGGAUCUUGUCUUCUACUUCCAAAGCCAUGGACUGGUUGCUAAAUGUUUUAUCUUUGUAAGUUGUUAUUGUCUUUAUCUUCUGCUAGUCUGUCUAGAAUAAAAAUCUUGAGCCAUUGGCUUAAGUGAAGAGAGAAGCAAAAAUACUUUCUUUGGAGUAUAAACCAUUCAUCCUUGUUCUGUGGUUAGUUUUGGAAUAUGCCUGGGUUGCUGACAUCUGAGCUAUCCUCCACAAUUUUUUGAGAGACAAGCAAAACCCUUGUUAUGGAAUUUGGUACAGUUGGAUGUGUGUUGUACAUGUAAACACACCUACACACUCACACAUGAAAACUAGCUACUACUAGAAACCUAAAUUACAGAUUUCAGAAUCACAAUCAUGCUUUCACUCAUUUCAGCUGAAUGCAGGACUUGGCAAACAUUCACUGUCUAACGUCAAGGGAAAUAAAGAACACACACAUUUAAUAUGUCAUAAAAUUGUUGUUGAAAUCAUUGGGCUAGCUACAUAUUUCAGAAAAAUUGUAAUUCUCAAAAUUUUACUUUUUUUGGCCCUUGUUGCAAGUAUAGAAUACUAGAAUUGACAUUAGAAGAGAUGAUUCUGCCAAAAACUGAGCACUCAUGCCAAUGUACUCCCCCACCCCUGGACUAAUAACAUCAGAACACCUAUUUGUACAAAAUACAUGUUGCAUAAUGGUUGAAAGAUGGUCUUCCUUCAUUGCAUUGAUUGCUAUGUUCUGUACUACUAAAAGUUAACAGGGUCUACAAUUUUUGGUGGAUGCCAAGCAUGAGAUUCUUAUAAUGUCUACAAGCCUUGAAAAUCUUUGCAUAGCUCCAAAGAUGAUAUAAUUAAUGGCUGAAGUAGACAUAGGGCAGGAUAUAAAUGCUUUUAGAGAACUUUUGUUAACACAUCUAAAAAUUAACCUUCACAUGUUGUAAAUGUAAAUAAUUUCUUCCCAGAGAGUAUCCAGAAUAUUUCAGGGACAGAUCUUUCUGGGGAGCAUGGGUAAGCAAUCAAAAAGAUCCUAUGAACCUGGAUUUGAAAAUAAUUCCUAUUGAUUCAAUGGAUUGUAAUUUUUAAUAAAUAUAUCAGGAGAUACUUAAAUAAAUAUAUCAGGAGAUACAGAAGAAUUCACUUCCUGAUUUUCCAGCACAAUUUGGUGCUUUGUUCUUUUGUUUCCUUUUUUUUCAACCAUCCUAACAUAGAUCAGAAUUUUUAAAAAAUUCUAUUUAAUGAUAGAACAGUGCUGCAGAAGUAGGAAAUUAAACACUUUGCCACAAAGUCACUGGAUUAACUUCGUAAUAGCCCCAUAAUAUUUAGGGCUGGUCACCUAUGUAUCAAGGUAAUAAAUAGUCUAGUAACUCUCUGCUAUUGAAACAAAGCUGAUUUAGAGAAUAAAUCUAAAAGAAUAAGGAACUUGUAAUAUUAAAUAUGCCUUGGAUACUUAGUAGGGAGCUUAUGCAUUAUUUUGGUUUUAAACAUGAUAAUCUCUUCUGCUGACUUACUUUGAUGAACAAAUGGCCAGUAAUCAUCUCCAGAAAGUGAAACUUUAGCUGUGUGUUAUAUUGUUAGUCCCUUCCCAUUCUAAAAUUAAUUAUUAUGGUAAAUUCAUUUUCUAUAGCAAAGUAAGUGUAUAUCACAAAAUGUGAAUAUUGAUUCUCUUACUCUUGCUGGCAACAGUUAAAUCUUUUGCAAAACACUUCAUAAAUUGUGCUUUUCCUUUUUUAUAUCCAGUUUUACCAGGGCACAUGGCAUAGAAUUAAAAGGAACCAUAUGUAUAAAACAUACAUAUGACGGUUCCUUUUUAGAUCCAUAUCAUUCUAAAUACUGAUAUGUAAGGAGAUGCUUUCAGGCCAGGGGGGCAGGCAAACUCUAUUCAUCCAGUUUGCCUGCAAAAGUUAUUUUUUUAACUACUAAAAUUCCAAGAAAAAGUAUUUUGGGACAAACAACAGUGGGAGUCUUUUCUUUCCUCUUUUCUUUAUAGUAAAGUUAUGCCAAAGAAAUAACAACGUCCAAGUGUGGACCAAUUUGCAAGAAGAGAAGUUGAAAAAGUUACUACCUUUGACUGUGUGUGUGUGUGUGUGUGUGUGUAAAAAUACUUUGCAGCUGGUUUCUAACUAUUAGUGAUGAGAAUGGUUCGCUACUCUAAGAGGGAUAACCUUUAUUCUUUAGUGUUACAAAUUGUGAUCUUUUUGAAGAGGAAAGUGACCCUAAAAAUAAUAGUUUUUAGAGAAGAUUCAGCAACAGACAAGAUUGAAUUAGCAUUGAAUUAGCAAGGUGGUGAUUAUUGUUUUGGUAGGUCCAAAUGUACCUAUUUGGAAAAUAAGGACAUACAAUAAAAUUAAUUCCAAAGUCUAGCAGGUUUCUAAGUAAUAGGCGGACUGGAACUACAUAUAGCAAGGGCAAUGAGGAUCCUGAGGUAUAUAGGCUUUUAUAUCGCACAUUGUAUUUGAUACUGAAGACUUGCCAAUAUUAAUCCAGUGCAUGAGCACUAACUUAAUUGUAGACUUGCUUAGAUACUGUUUAGCUCUAUAAAUUGACCAGUCACAUUUAGUCCCUAGAUUAAACGGCAUGACCAAUGCAUGGCUACCACAAAAACUGUAAUGAACAUUGAACAAUUGAGUGUCUGCAUAUAUACAUCAAUUGCUGACAUAGCUAUAAUUGUUUGAAUCAUAUAUGUACUCUGGACAAACCCACUAGUUAAUAUAACAUCUUAAUUAAACAGGUGAAAAAGAAAAAUCUACAAUGACUUUUAAACUAAUUAGAAACAGGGCAAGACUUAAAAUAAAUUGCCUUUAACUAUCCAUUCAAGUUUAAAGAUCUAUAACUCAGCAAAAUAAAUUUUAGUCUGUUAAACUCUUCUAUGAAACCACAAGAAACAUUUAGCUUGUAAAGAGGUUGUUUCUUUUUCCUUUCCCCACAAGUUCCUUUUUCUUCUGUAUGUCUAAAUUUAUCCCCAUGGCUUGAUUGGACUUUAUUAUUUGUUUAAGCAGCCUUAAGUAGAUUUCAAAAACCUCUCAAGUAGGCAAACUGCCCUGAAUCUAUUUGCAUAAAUCUUCCUAAUUUAAAUCUGUUUAUUAUUACAUAAAAUGUCUUGGUGUUGAGGCCUAUUUGUAAUACUGCUGAUAAAAAUGAUAAGGCAGAAUAUGCAACAGAAAUUGCAUCAAACAGUACUGAGUGUUUAAAAGAAAUGUAUAAGGGCUUGCUUCCACUGCAUUCUCCCAGAUAAUGCAUAUGAUGUGGUCCUCUGUACAGAUGCUGGUUGUCUGUUUUCUAUGUAUAGUUGAGAAGGCUUCCAAAUGCACUGGUAACUUUCUAUUUUCUGUGCAGAGCUGUUGAUUGAUUGCAAUAAAAUGUUUUGUCUAGACCUGUCAAAAAUAGUUGCAUUUGAAAACUUAAUUUUUGGAUCAACUGAGACAUCAGACAUCCUUCAUUAGCCUGCCCCAAGCUGAUAGAAGGUAGUUCCAGAUGUUGCUGGCCAUCCCAUCCUGGGAAUUCUGAGAAUCCAACACUUCUGCAGGGCAUUAAUUUGGAGAAAGUUGUCUAAUAUAAAUAAAUUUCAGGGUAGCCAUUACAUUUCCAAAUUUUAUUUUGAAUACUAUUCCACAAGGUAAUUAAAGAGACUGUACAUCUAUAAAGCAGACAGCUUUCCUACCAUUAAUGCUGCUGCUUUCCUAUUUUUCAUUUUGUACUCUUUUAUUCUAGUCUCUUGAUGAGAUACAAUAUUAGGGCUACACAUAUUUAUCCUGUCUGUUUCUGUCGUAAGAUAUGCUUACCAUCCUUUCAGUAGAUCAGUAUAUUGGUAUAAAUUGAGGAAGAAAAAAAAUGCAAUCUUCAUAGCACUUCCACAUAAAAAAUGUCUGUUUUAGUACUGUCAACAAAAAGUUUUCACUUAAGAAACAUGAAGCCCUUUUCUUAAGCAGAUUUUCAACCAUUUAUUAAUGUACAGCAUGCGUGCGUGCGUGCGUGUAUGUAUGUGUGUAUAUAUAUAUAUAUAUAUAUAUAUAUAUAUAUAUAUAUAUAUAUAUAUAAACAAGAGGUGGCAGCUGAAGGGAAUCAUGUCUGAAGUAAGUAGCUAAUCUGUAUGCAAUGCAGCUGGAGCACAGCUGCAGGAAACAAAGCUUGUUUCCAAUCCUCAGAAUCUUAUUUGCUUCAAUGGGUCGUGAACAGAUAGGAGUGCCUUGAGAAUUGGACUGCCCAAUAUGUGAAGUUGCUUCCCAGUCAGGAAGCAUACAAUUGUCAUGCAGCUGAACAUUUGGCACAGGAGGAUUAUAGGACUACAAUUUAAGAUGAACAGGGAACAAAAAUACAACCAUGACUCAGUGAUACGUUCACAAUCAUAAGAAGGUAUCUUAAGAGUUGUUUCAAGAGUGCUUUGAAAGAGAUGGCUAGAUACCAUAUGCUUAAAAUCAUGUACAAUUAUGUAUAAAGUUCUGUAUGUUGCCAAGACAUGAUUUUUUGUUUUUACUGUAUUUUCUGUAAAUAAUUCUAGCACUAAGUUGUAAAAGUAGACUGUAAAUACAAAGAUGUGAAGCUGUGCUCCUCUGUCUCUUGUAUUUUAUCUCUUGUUUAGAGAAGGCACAAAGGCUUGUUUGUAUUUAUGCCAACUCCUUGUCCAGAAGAAACACAUCAGAUACUGAAUGUAACACAAUUAGUCAAAUAAAUUUUAAAGAUAUUCUUAUGUA
Candoia aspera is the source of this 9987-nucleotide messenger RNA. RefSeq names its product Ral GTPase activating protein non-catalytic subunit beta (gene RALGAPB). NCBI's taxonomy places the organism in Eukaryota, Metazoa, Chordata, Lepidosauria, Squamata, Candoiidae. The record is from RefSeq and is a predicted model, not a curated record. Gene Ontology annotation, molecular function: GTPase activator activity. Gene Ontology annotation, biological process: activation of GTPase activity; regulation of small GTPase mediated signal transduction. Bases 279 to 4811 code for a protein of 1510 amino acids. The transcript has 31 exons.